This is a messenger RNA of Fonsecaea pedrosoi CBS 271.37, 2067 nucleotides long. RefSeq lists its product as uncharacterized. Lineage: Eukaryota; Fungi; Ascomycota; Eurotiomycetes; Chaetothyriales; Herpotrichiellaceae. Gene Ontology annotation, cellular component: mitochondrion. Bases 1 to 2067 code for a protein of 688 amino acids. The record is from RefSeq and is a predicted model, not a curated record. The transcript has a single exon.
AUGGAAUUGGUCCCUCGGUGUUGGCGUUCAUCAUGUUCACCAGCCGUGAAAUCGCGCACCCCCCAACUCCGCGGCCGUUACUUUUCCUCCAGCCGUCGUCCUCUCUCCUUUGCCACUGCUGAGCUCGAGCGACUUCGUCCAGAGGCCCUUUCUCGUCCUGUGCUGUCGACAAAUGUUUUGCUACCGCCUCCGAAGCAAUCGUCCAUAUCACGGGGCCGACUGGUUGAACAAGGGAAUUUGGGUCCCGCACGCCUACCAGUGUCCUGUCCUGGUUGCGGCGCGCUCACGCAAGAUGUCGACUCUGGACAAGCAGGUUUCUACACAUUGUCAAGAAAAGCGGUGGUGAAAUAUCUCAACAACCUCGAGAGCUCGAGUCGGGUACAGAAUGAAGGAGACCUAGGCACAGAUGUGGCACAUGUCCAGACCUCCCAACAUGAUGAAAAUCCACGAGACGAGCACGGCAUAGUCCAGCCUCAGCCCCAGAGAACACCUCCUAUCUGCGAUAGGUGUCAUUAUUUGAUCCAUGACUCCCGCGGUGUCCCUAUUGCGCAUCCUUCGGUUGAAGCCAUUGCGGACUCGAUCGCUGAGUCUCCUUUCUCCAGGAACCAUGUCUAUCACGUCCUUGAUGCAGCAGAUUUCCCCAUGUCUGUCAUCCCUUCAGUCUACAAGAGCCUCUCCUUGGCAAAGCCUCGAACGCAGAAUCGUAGGUCUCAGCACUCGUUUUCAACCCGACCCUCUGUAUCCUUCAUCAUCACCAGAUCCGAUCUCCUGGCUCCAACCAAAGAGAUGGUAGAUGGCAUGAUGCCUAAAUUCAUCGCUAUUCUGAGGACUGCCUUGGGUCGCAUGGGACAAAAGCUCCGGCUGGGCAACGUGCAUCUGGUCUCGUCGAAGCGAGGAUGGUGGACCAAGGAUAUCAAAGAAAGCAUUUGGCGCAGGGGAGGCGGCAACUGGCUUGUUGGAAAGUUCAAUGUGGGAAAGUCAAAUCUGUUUGAGGUCCUUUUCCCCAAGGGAUCCGCCGGCAGAGCGCCUGUAUAUGCAGAGAUUCAGCGACAGCAGGAGGUUGCCGCAGAGCAUAAAUCUACCGAUACCACCUUUUUCUCCGAGAAAAACUUACUACCUCCCCCUCAGCCUGAGGUUCCUUUUCCAUCCAUGCCUUUGGUGUCAAGUCUGCCGGGGACGACAGCAUCUCCGAUUCGACUUCCCUUCGGCAACCACAAAGGAGAGCUGAUUGAUAUGCCGGGCCUAGAACGUGGAGGCCUCGACCAGUAUGUCAAACCCGAAGAUCGGACCGACCUGGUCAUGGUACAUCGGCCGACGGUCGCCCAACACAUUAUCAAGCCCGGUCAAUCUCUGCUCCUAGGAGGGGGAUUGGUCCGGAUCACACCGCUCCUCGACGAAGCUGACCCGAGUACCACCAUGCUGGCGUACCCCUUUGUUCCGCUCAAAACUCAUGUCACAUCCACGGAGAAGGCAUGUAGCACGCAAAUGCAAGAACGUGAAGGCGGUGUAGAGUCAAUCCUAGCUGAAGGCGCAGGGAACUGCAUGGCUUCUGCGGGUCAAUUCAAAUUACAAACCGAUGUCACAAAAUCCAGAGCAGGCUCCAUGAUCAGAGCUGGAGUCAACAUCGAGAAGUUGCCAUUUCGUGUCUACGCAACAGACAUACUCAUCGAAGGGGUCGGAUGGGUGGAGCUAGUCUGUCAGGUCAGAAAAAGCAGACGUUUACAUCAGCCUGGGCCACUUGCUGAAGAUUCUACGGGACCAGAUUCCACCGGAUCGGAUGUCCCUAGCGCUGAAGGCCUGUCGAUUGAUACGAGCACGUUUACUCCAUUCUCCUCCAUUCAGACUGGUGAAGAAUCGGGGCUCUCUCCAAGGUUUCCUGAAGUCGAGGUCUUUACUCCCAAUGGCAAGUUCGUUGGACAACGAACCUGUCUCGAUAUAUGGCAAAUGUGGAAUAUGGGAAAGCCUCAGCCGAAGAGGGCUGCGCGUCCUCGUAAGCCGAUGAGCGGCGCAAAGAAGCGCGAGAAGCUACGCCGCAGGGCAGUUCUGGCCACAAAUCAAAGCAGCUGA